CACACCGCAAAGCAUGCUGGGAGAGGAAACCUCCAGGAACCUGAGGGAAAGAGGAAGUUCUGCUGGAAACGUCCUGUAAAGAGGCUCUGAUGUCCGGACAGCGGGAGGGAGAGCCCCGGCAUGAGCAGCAGGUUCCUGUGAUAUAGGAUUGUCCGAUGACAUCAUCAGUACCAGAUAAUGGAUGGAGACGGGGACAAGAUGGCGGAGAGGAUAGUAAAUCUUACCCUAGAGAUACUCUUCCUGCUUACUGGAGAGGAUUACUCCACGGUGAAGAAGACGUCUAGUAAUCUGAUACAUGAGAAGAACAAUGAGAAGAUCCUAGAAGUUGUCCACAAGAUGAUGGAGCUGCUGACUGGAGAGGUUCCUCUAAGGUGUCAGGAUGUCGCUGUCUAUUUCUCCAUGGAGGAGUGGGAGUAUUUAGAAGGACACAAGGGUCUGUACAAGGAGGUCAAGAUGGAGGAGGACCAGCCCCUCACAUCUCCAGAGAGAUCCAGUCAGAGGACAACACCAGAGAGAUGUCCGCGUCCUCUCCUUCCACAGGAUGGCCAGAUUUUAUAUCUGGAUGAAGAUCUGAGCAAUAAUAAUGCUACAGAGACAGAUGUGAGGGGCGAUGACCAGUGUAAGGAGGACAUUCCUACAGAUAAGAGCCCAGGUGACUGUACUGGGAGCUCGGAGGGACAAUUGAUAUCUACAGAUUAUAAUGCAGAUGUUCCAGGUGUCACAUCAGAUACGUAUGAAGAUUGUGCCAUUAUCCCAGAUGUACCAUCCACUCUUCACAGAAAAACUGUGUCAUUUGAUCCUUUAACACAAAUCCGAUCUUCUGAUUCAUCACAGACUGUUAGCCACAAAAUGGGUGAGAGAGCCCUAAGAGCUCAGAAAGGGAAGAAGUCAUAUCCAUGUUCAGAAUGUGGGAAAUGUUUUACUCACAAAUCAGAACUUGAGAGGCAUCAGAGAGUUCACACGGGAGAGAAGCCGUAUUCAUGUUCAGAAUGUGGGAAAUGUUUUACUCAGAAAUCACAUUUUAUAAUCCAUCAGAAAAUUCACACAGGGGAAAAGCCUUAUCCAUGUUCAGAGUGUGGGAAAUGUUUUACUCACAAAUCACAACUUGAGAGGCAUCAGAGAGUUCACACAGGAGAGAAGCCGUACUCAUGUUCAGAAUGUGGGAAAUGUUUUACUUCAAAAUCAUAUUUUAUGAGCCAUCAGAGAAUUCACACAGGGGAAAAGCCGUAUCUAUGUUCAGAGUGUGGGCAAUGUUUUACUCGCAAAUCACAACUUGAGAGGCAUCAGAGAGUUCACACGGGAGAGAAGCCGUAUUCAUGUUCAGAAUGUGGGAAAUGUUUUACUCAGAAAUUUUCUCUUGUUGUCCAUGAGAGAAUUCAUAAAGGGGAGAAACCGUAUUCAUGUUCAGAGUGUGGGAAAUGUUUUACACACAAAUCAGAACUUGAGAGGCAUCAGAGAGUUCACACGGGAGAGAAACUCCACUCAUGUUCAGAAUGUGGGAAACAUUUUAUUAUGAAAUCACAUCUUGAGAGCCAUCAGAGAAUUCACACAGGGGAGAAGCCGUAUUCAUGUUCGGAAUGUGGAAAAUGUUUUGCUCAUAAAUCAAAUCUUGAGCCCCAUCAGAGAAUUCACACAGGGGAGCUGUAUUCAUGUUCAGAAUGUGCUAAAUGUUUUACUAAGAAAUCAUCUCUUGAGACCCAUCAGAGAAUUCACACAGGGGAGAAGCCGUAUUCAUGUUUGGAAUGUGGAAAAUGUUUUUCUCAUAAAAAAUCUCUUCAGACCCAUCAGAGAAUUCACACAGAGGAGAAGCUGUAUUCAUGUUCGGAAUGUGGAAAAUGUUUUUCUCAUAAAAAAUCUCUUCAGACCCAUCAGAGAAUUCACACAGGAGAGAAGCCGUAUUCAUGUUCAGAAUGUAGCGAACGUUUUACUAAUAAUUCAAGUCUUGCUAUACAUCAGAGAAUUCACACAGGUGAGAAGCAUUUUAUUUGUUCAGAAUGUGAAGAGAGUUUUGCUACAAAAUCAGCUCUUCUUUUACAUCACAGACGUCACACAGGGGAGAAGCCGUAUUCAUGUUCGGAAUGUGGGAAAUGGUUCACUCAGAAAUCAUAUCUUAUUAAACAUCAGAGAAUUCACACAGGGGAGAAGCCAUAUUCAUGUUCAGACUGUGGGAAAUGUUUUACUCAUAAAUCAAAUCUUCUGAAACAUCAGAAAGUUCACACAAAGGAGAAGCCGUAUUCAUGUUCAAAAUGUGGGAAAUGUUUUACUCAGAAAUCACAUCUUCAGAGUCAUCAGAGAAUUCACACAGGAGAGAAGCCGUAUUCAUGUUCAGAAUGUGGGAAAUGUUUUACUACGAAAUCAUAUCUUCAGAGUCAUCACAGAAUUCAUACAGGAGAGAAGCCAUAUUCAUGUUCAGAAUGUGGGAAAUGUUUUACUAUGAAAUCAAGUCUUGAGAGACAUCAGCAAACUUGCACAAAGGAGAAGCCGUAUUCAUGUUAAGAAUGUGACUGAUGGGGGGGGGGGCGGGGCAAGCAUGUGAGCGGCUGUGCGUCGGCUGAGCUCCUGUACUACCCCAGCCAAUUAUCCUGCAAACAUUAGCCUAAUCCUGUAAUAUGUUAAAUAUUAUUGCAAUAUGUGAGGAGAAUAUAUGUAUUUAUACACAUAACAAUGCAGCACUGUAUGUAGGUAUAGAUAAACAAAAGGAAAAAGAUUAUCAACAGGGAUUCCAGUCCGGAUUUUGGAUGUGAACCACUAAUAAUGUGGAUUGAUAGGCAUCUGCCUAUAAAAGACCAGCAUUAAAGCUCACUCCUGAUAUCCACUGAGGAAGGGGUUGUCCCCGAAAUGCGUAUGGUCCCAGGAAGUGAGCGCAAAUAAUCGAUGUACAUGUAAAGGACAUUCGACUUAAACACGACAGGCCUGUCUAAGAAAUAGCCCAAGCCCGAUUAGAACCUCCGGCAAGUAAAACCAGCUGACCAGCAGGGAGAGCUUCAUCACGUGAUACGCCAUGCCGACGCCAGCUUCGUCACCACGUGGGACGCUGCGUGAAGGGUGAGAAGCAGGGCAGCGGAGGACGCCGUGGAGCGGGAGGCCGGUAAGAGACGCCGAUCACCAGGAGGCGGGCGAGGGGCAUACCUGAGAGUCCGGUAAGAGAAAUUUAUAUCUAGCUCUGGAUAAAAAUAGCGCACUUUACAGCCGGCUGGCUGACAUAUCUAGCGCAACGGACCUAGGUAGAAUUGAGGUUGAAUAGACUUAUACCAUUGAAGUAUAACUGGAUCACCAUAUACUGGGCUGCAUAGACUAUUUAUCUUCUACUCCAAAUAAUGAACGGCACUGGUGCACCUUAAUGGAAUUAAGAUAUUGAAUACCAUCUUUGAAGAUAUAGUGCUGCAUUUUUAAAUUAAGGACAAACUAUCCCUGAGAAGGAAACAUAUACAUAUAUAUACGGUGGAUAAUCUAUCAUUUUGUUUUCCACAGAAUAGCUGAUUUUAGGAUUGUAUUGUGACAUUGAUUGAUUUUAUUUUGUGUGAAAACAUUUUACCAUUUUAAUAUUUUAGGGAUUGCCCAUUGUUGUUGUUGUCAUUUGCAGUAAAGAUAUUAAAUAUUAAAUAUCAAACAUUUAAUUUUAUGGUUCGUGUGUGAUCC
Bufo gargarizans (Asiatic toad) is the source of this 3639-nucleotide messenger RNA. RefSeq names its product zinc finger protein 420-like. The record is from RefSeq and is a predicted model, not a curated record. The coding region runs from base 178 to 2496 and encodes 772 amino acids. NCBI's taxonomy places the organism in Eukaryota, Metazoa, Chordata, Amphibia, Anura, Bufonidae. Gene Ontology annotation, biological process: negative regulation of transcription by RNA polymerase II; regulation of immune system process; regulation of cytokine production. The transcript is spliced from 7 exons.